Molecule: messenger RNA, 2022 nt
Organism: Carassius carassius (crucian carp)
Lineage: Eukaryota; Metazoa; Chordata; Actinopteri; Cypriniformes; Cyprinidae
Product: zinc transporter ZIP5-like
Exons: 11
Coding region: 31-1659 (542 amino acids)
Biological process (GO): intracellular zinc ion homeostasis; BMP signaling pathway; zinc ion import across plasma membrane
Cellular component (GO): membrane
Molecular function (GO): zinc ion transmembrane transporter activity
Source: RefSeq, a predicted model, not a curated record
AAUUCAUAUUUAUUGUUACUUUCCCUUAGGAUGACUCUGAGCUUCUAUCUUCUGCUCUACCACUGUUUGAUUUCUGUGAUGAUACCAGCCGUACUUGUACUGGCAACAUAUCAGGUCGACAAGCUCAGAAAGUCAAAUGAAAGCACACAAGUCAAAUCUACACAGGAACACUUAGAGGAAGCUUUUGAAGAGCAGGGCUACUACUUGCAACGCCUGUUUCUUCAGUAUGGGGACAAUGGGACUUUGACCUAUGAGGGUCUGCAGGAGUUGCUUGGCAGUUUAGGUCUUGGGGAGGUCAGUGUCCUGGAGAUCCGACAUGGUGGAGUGAAGCAUUCUUCUCAACCCCAAUCCCAUUCCCACUUACAUGACGACGAUCACCAUUAUCAAAGGACCACAAACUCACCUCCACUCAAAGAAAAUCCUCACAUUAAGUCAGUGCUCAGUGGAUCUCCUGCAGAAUGGGGUCAGUCAGAUUAUUUUCCACACCCUGGUCUAAGACACAAACUGGAAGAAAGUGUGUCAACGCUGUCAGACCAUCCGACGGAGAAACACCUUCAUGGAAAUUGUCUAAAUGUUACCCAGCUCCUGUGGAACUUCGGGUUGGGUCAAGCGUCCCAUAUCACUCCUGCCCAUUUCACCUUCUUGUGUCCUGCCCUCCUGUACCAGAUUGACAGCGGAGUGUGUCUGCAGCACACAGAGGAGCAGUCCCAGGGAAGCAAAACCAGCGAGGGUUUCUUGAGAGCACUAGGAUGGGCCUCCUUGGCACUCUUUGUUAUCAGUUUGCCUUCCCUGGUUGCUCUGGGACUGGCACCCCUGCUUCAACCUUCCGUCCUUCAAAUAUUCCUCUGCCCGAUGGCUGGCAUGGCAGUGGGCACGUUAUGCGGAGAUGCCCUCCUGCACCUCCUGCCCCAUGCAAUCUUCAGUCAGCACACUGAACAUCAGGAUGCUGUUUUCAAGGGUCUGAGCGUGUUGGGAGGACUUUACUUUCUGUUUGUCUUUGAAAGCCUUCUGGGACUUAAACAGCAUUUCAAGAAUUUAAAGAAAAGGAAACAUGAUGCUGAGUCUGGAAGGGUGCUGGAUGCACUGCAAGGUACCUCAUCAGCCAAUCAGAAUGAGAGUUCAGGGCAUGGCCAUUCUCAUGUGCAGACUGGAUCAGGGAAGAAGAGCAUCAGAAGCAUGGCAUGGAUGGUGGUCAUGGGAGAUGGGAUACAUAACCUUACAGAUGGACUAGCCAUUGGUGUUGCAUUUUCUCAGAGUCUGACAGGAGGACUCAGCACUACAAUCGCUGUGUUCUGCCAUGAGCUUCCUCAUGAGCUAGGUGAUUUGGCGGUGUUGUUGGCUGCAGGCUGGCCUGUACGCAGACUGGCUGUGUUUAGCGUAAUCUCUGCUCUGCUGGGUUUUGUUGGUGUUUUCACAGGAACUGCACUGGGAAACCAGUGGGCGACACACUCACCUUGGAUUCUCACCAUCACCACUGGAGUCUUCCUUUAUGUUGCUCUUGCUGACAUGAUGCCUGAAAUGCUCCAUGGAGAUGCUGGAUCUCUGAGCCCUUUGAAGCGCUUCCUCCUGCAGAGUCUGGGGCUGCUUGUAGGGGGCGCCAUCAUGCUUUGCAUCGCCCUUUUUGAGGACCAUAUUGCUUUUAGCCUGGGAGAAGUCUAAGGAUAUGAAUACUUUCUAAAUGAAAUCCUCAGGAUGUCACUACAGAAUUUCCAUCCAGGCAGUGGUAUUAUGUAUUUACCUCAUCCCAAAAUUAACUACUGUGUCGCUAAUGUGUGGAUAUUCUGAAGAAAGUGCACUGGAUGGAUUGCUAUGAAGAUAUAGUGGGAGGAACUCGUAUAUAUGCAUCCUUGGGCAACUUCUUUUCAACCUAAGCUGAAUUUUAUUUAAGAAAAUCUUCUAACUGAAUGAUGACAUCUACAGAAAAUUCUAGGGCUUAUCUAUAAGAAUGGUCUGAUGAGAGUUUUUCAGGCCUGAAUGAAUUCAAUGCUGUGUCGUCAGGACUUUUUUCAUUUAUCAUAUAAA